AUGGAAAAGAACGCGCUUGCUGUUGUUAGUGAACAGUACUUCAAAACGACUGCCGUAGAUGACUGGUCUUACCUUGGAUACUUGGAUGCAAUGAAGCCGUACUUCUACGAUUAUGCUUCCAUAGCUUCAUUAAAAUCUUCGUGGAGAAAAAGUUUCUUGGCUGUACUGAGGUCUUUUGAAAAGUGUCAAGAUCAAGAGAGAAGUAAGACAGCUACUUUCCUCAUAAAUGAGAAGAGCAAUAAACAAGAAAUAUCAGAGUAUUGGAAUCGUAUCGAACAAGAAAGAGCACUGAAGGCGAAACAAUUGGCUGUGAAAAACAAAACACAAUCUUCUGCGUUAGAUAUGCUGAAUGUUGCAACCAGCAAUCAAACGAACCAAGUUAUUAAGUUGCUUGAAGAGGAAGAAUUGGAUGGGCCAUCAUCAAAAAACGCGAACUCUAAUCCAGAUCCAGAUGCGAGUGAAGAAGAUCAGGAAGAAGAGGAACCCGCGGAUGAAAUCGAUGAAUUCGCUAUGGACAAGGGAAAUAGUGACAAGAUUAGUAAUGGUGUUGCCAGCAACGAUAGUGAUAAUAUUAACUUCGUGGAACGUAUGGAAGAAUCCAAGCCAAUGUCAUCAACUUGUCAGCGUCCAUGGAUCCUCCGUAGUGGUACGAACGUAGGAGAUAAAUUAACAAGUUAUAUCAAGACGAUUCCUGAGGCCCAAAAAUGUUUGAACCUCGCAUAUUGGAAUAUACUUGAUUUGACUGAUGAGAAUACACAAAUGAAAUCUCUUUUCUCGACGAAUGACUGGGAGGAAAUGGUUGAAAGUUUCAAUAAUGAAGUUAAAUUGAUCGAAUCGGAUUUUCUUGAUGUGGUAGAGUAUUUUUUCGAUGAAGUUGAAAAAGUAAAUGAUAAAGAUAUCAUCAACGCGAUCGAUAGAUUAACACCGGAAAUUAUUGAAACGAAUCGAAAAGUAAAGCUUAGCGAUGAGGAAAAAAAUGUUAUUUCCAUUUUAAGACGUACUGUUGUUACGUAUGAUGAAAAUCUGGAAAGAGUUGAUCUUCCCAUUUCCGAGGUUGACUUUGACAACGCAUUUCCAAACAUGCUUGCCAAAAGAUUCCUAAAUAGGGAGGAAUUAAAGAUGGAUGUUGGGGAAAUUGCAUGUUGGGCGUCAGCUUAUCGCCGAAAUGAAGGUCGUUCCGUUGUUCUCAGAGCUCGCAUUGGACAAAAGUGCGAUUUUCGAGGAACUUUGAAAAAGAGUAUCAACAAGCUUGAGGCUCUCAUAGGUCUCAGAAGUGGUGGACUCCCAGAGCCUCAUCGAAAAAAAAUUUACGAAGACAAAGUUGAUAUAAGCGUGGCAAUGCGGGAUAUCUUGUAUACGUUCUUUAAAGGGAAUUCUAAAGCACCUAGCUCUGACAUUCAUUCCACAUUUGUCUUCGGAAUACAUUCAUGGGAUGCCCAACACCCUAAAAACACUCUCGGUACUCGAAAGUUUCUACGUACUUUCACGGAUUUGCAGACCACGUUGAAUACUAUUUGUGAACAUACAAAUAGUAUCUCGCUUGCACAUUCACGUGCACACAGGAAUCGAAAAAGGAAGAAUCCGGAACAAGCUGGUGAGAAAGGGGGAUCAUUUGGAAAUCCUUCACAAAGCCCGGCAAGUAAGAAGGGUAGAAAUAUGAAGAUCAUUAAGCAUGAAUCUUUCUUAGAUUAA
This is a messenger RNA of Funneliformis geosporum, 1692 nucleotides long. NCBI's taxonomy places the organism in Eukaryota, Fungi, Glomeromycota, Glomeromycetes, Glomerales, Glomeraceae. The record is from the annotation of a GenBank genome assembly.